Messenger RNA from Andrographis paniculata, 3381 nucleotides. Its product is annotated as transcription initiation factor TFIID subunit 4b. The transcript has 15 exons. Gene Ontology annotation, cellular component: transcription factor TFIID complex. The record is from RefSeq and is a predicted model, not a curated record. Bases 164 to 3097 code for a protein of 977 amino acids. Gene Ontology annotation, molecular function: protein heterodimerization activity; RNA polymerase II general transcription initiation factor activity; DNA binding. Lineage: Eukaryota; Viridiplantae; Streptophyta; Magnoliopsida; Lamiales; Acanthaceae. Gene Ontology annotation, biological process: transcription initiation at RNA polymerase II promoter.
UUCUCGCUUCUUCUUGGGAUUGUUACUUUGUUAGCUCCUUGAUCCGCCGGGGCGCCUUCAAUUUUUGUUCCGUUUUAGGUUACCGUCCUAGUCCAGCAUCAAAUUGCAUCGAUACUGGCGAAUUCCCCGCAACGUAUAGUGAAAUCAUUGGAGCGGGAUUCUCAUGGACCCUAACUUCAUGAAAUUCCUUGAAGAGGAUGAGGACGAGACGAUGCAUUCUGGGGCUGAUGUGGAGGCUUUCACGGCGGAAUUAAACAGAGACAUAGAAGGGAAUGCUUCUGAAUCUCAACAGCCCUCUGAUUCCGAUAUUGCCUUACCUCAGGUGGACCAUCAAACCUCAAGUGAGCUGCCUCCACAAUGGCAAACUUCUGGUCCUGAUGAAAUCGCCAAUUUCCAACCUGGUCAAGCUGUCUUGGAGACAGAGGGAAAAGAGCAGCAGUCAUCUCAACUAGACCUACAUCAACAUGUUGAAGAUUCUGAGAACAAAAAAGUAGAUAAUGCAUCUUCUCAUGAGCCUAAUGUUUUGCUGCAUAACCCAUCAUCAGAUGUUCCUUUAAAAACACAAGAUGACCAAAAUAGUUUAGCUGCUUCCCAACCUAUGAGUAUGCAUACAUCUGGAGAUUCAUCUCUUGAUAACCAAAAUUCAGAUCCCAAACCAAAUCGAGGAAUAGAAUCUCAUCUGCACAAUUCCCAGAAUAUCACUAACCGUCCAUCUAUGGAAAUGGGAUCAAAUGAUCAUCAGCCAGCGGGAUUGGAAUUGAAAGAUCAACAGUCAUUGUCAGCAGGGAUAGGAAAUCAACAAACAGUAAGUACUGGAAUCAGUAAUGAACAGACUAUGCCAACAAUGAUUCAACGUACUACUGGGAUGGGAAUGAGCAGCCAACAGUCAAUGACCUCAGGGAUUGGUAGUCAACUGCCUGUGACAAAUAGUAAUCAACAGCCUGGUGCCCAAGUGAAGUUAAACAAGCAAGUCCCAUUUGGCAUGCUGCUUCCUAUCAUACAACCUCAGCUUGAUAAAGACAGAGCUAUGCAACUUCACACCCUUUACCUCAAGUUGAAGAAAAAUGAGAUUUCUAAAGAUGGUUUUGUUAGGCACAUGAGAAGUAUUGUUGGUGACCAAAUGUUGAAAAUGGCUGUAUACAAACUACAGAAUCAGGCUGCUAGGAGCUCACAAGCUGGUGCCAACCCAUUUCAGUCACUACAGGUCUCGGCUCGACAGCAUAUGCAAUCAGAUAUUAGCACGUCAACAAACGACAAUAACUUGGCUAAGUCUCUUGAUGUUGAGAGCCAAGCAGAUUCCCAGGGCAUACAUAUAAACCAUAUGUCAACUUCCAGUUCGAGUGGUUUAAGUCAGGAUAGAAAACAUCCUACAUUUGCCACACAGGGAUUUAAUAAGCAGCAGCAUAUGCACUUCUCACAAUCAUCUUUCCCCUCAUACGGAAAUGCUGGGAGUAGUUAUCCGCCUUUCUCUGCAACUAAUUCUUUAUCUUCAACUUCCGUCCGAUCUCAAACACAUGAUUCUCAGAUGAGGCAGAGUCCAGCUCAUCAGAACAUGCCUGCGAAUCACUUGGGGCCUACAGCCAAUUCCACGAGUAUGAUAAAUAUGUCUAAGUUUGAAAGGCCCAACACUCUUGGUGAUCCCAAGAAAAUACAGGCUGGAAAUCUGAAUGCCAUGAACAGCAAUGCAGCACUUCAACAGAAUCAGGCUCCGUGGUCGACAUCCUCCAGUAAAGAACAAAGACUUGGCAUUUCAUCAUCUAUGCCUCAUGUAAAGCAGGAGCCAGUGGAUCAAUCAAAUGAACAACUCAAAACCCAGAUGUCUUCCUCUCAUGGGCCCUCUUCUUUGUCUUCUCCCUUAGUCAAGCAGGGAAAUGCUGUUCCAGGAAAUUUGAAGGAUGAAAGUUUUGAGAUGCAAUCAUCUCGAACCGGAUUCACACCAUCUGCGAGUUUGGGUCCUGGGCAUGGAGGCCCCUCCUCAGUUUCUAGCCCAAUGGAGAUCAACAUGCUGUCAAGUUCUCGGAUGCCUUCCUUAACUUCUAUUGGGCCUGGGAUUACUUCCAAGGUUCCCACCAAAAAGCCAUUGGUUGGCCAGAAGAAGCCAAUGGACCCUGUUUCUUCUCCCCCAUCAAGUAAAAAGCAAAAAGUGUCUGGGGCGUUUUUAGACCAAAGCAUUGAGCAUCUCAAUGAUGUGACUGCAGUAAGCGGAGUGAAUCUCAGGGAAGAGGAGGAACAGCUCUUAUCUGGUUCCAAGGAAGACACUCGUGUUUCAGAGGCAUCUAGGCGUGCUGUUCAAGAAGAAGAGGAGAGACUGAUCUUGCACAAGAUUCCACUUCAGAAGAAAGUGGUGGAGAUAAUGGCAAAAUGUGGUCUAAAGAACAUGAGCAACGAUGUGGAGAGGUGUUUGUCCUUGUGUGUGGAAGAAAGAAUGCGUGGGCUUGUAUCUAAUCUCAUUAGACUUUCAAAACAGCGCGUUGAUAUGGAGAAGCCAAGGCACAGAACUAUUGUCACUUCAGAUGUUAGGCAACAAAUCAUGGCAAUAAAUAAUAAAGCUCGUGAAGAAUGGGAGAAAAAACAGGCUGAAACUGAAAAGUCACAAAAACUGAAUGACUCAGAGAAUUCUGCUGGAGCUGAUGGUGACAAAGAGAAGGAUGAAGGUCGAGCAAGAUCAAAGGUUAACAAGGAGGAAGAUGAUAAAAUGCGCACAACAGCUGCAAAUGUUGCUGUUCGAGCUGCUACUGGAGUUGGAGACAUGCUGUCAAGGUGGCAAUUGAUGAUUGAGGCGAAACAGAAACAAGGAGGAUCUGAUACAGCAUCCAGUUCACAGCCCAGUAAAGAUCCACCACGAAAGCCUUCAACAACUGCUUCAAAAAGCACAAGAGAAAAUCAAGAAGGAGAAAAGCGGGAUUCUUCAUCAGCUUUUAGCACCCCAGCGUCCGUUAGAAAAGUGGGAAGAAACCAAGUCAUUGUACCGCGAGUAGCACGUAGCAUCUCAAUUAAAGAUGUGAUCGCCAUACUAGAAAGAGAGCCUCAAAUGUCGAAAUCUACUCUGUUGUACCGUUUGUAUAACAAGGUCAGUGCUGAUGCUGUGGGGGAGUGAUCCAGUCAACUGAUCCUCUUCAAUUAACUUGUCCGUCCGUGUGCUGCAUGGUGCUACUCUAGGAGUUAAACCAUGCCAACUAAAAUGUAACCCCUGGUUCAUAGCAUUCUCUUUGGUUAGAAUUCUAAUGCAAAUCAUUGAUUGACAGAGGAAGAAGGAACAUCAUAGUUAAGAAUGUAUCUGGUCGAAUCUUUCAAGCUUACAUGCUAUUUUAGUUUAUAGAAGUGCUAUUUCUUCUUACAUACGCUGUUCACCUAAAUUUCACAUGUUUUUUGUUUUCUUCA